This is a messenger RNA of Closterium sp. NIES-67, 5108 nucleotides long. Lineage: Eukaryota; Viridiplantae; Streptophyta; Zygnematophyceae; Desmidiales; Closteriaceae. The record is from the annotation of a GenBank genome assembly.
ACAAGCACCUGAGUUGCUCAUUCUCCUCGCCGCCCCGUCUCUCCUCUCCUUCCAUUUCGAGCAGUCUUAGCUCUCAGGAAACCCCCGCGGCGCCAUUCACCUGGGCUCACCUUACUCGACCGUCCAUCAGAUCUUACAUUCUUACUUUGGAAAAGACGUGCAAGUAGAAAAGCGCGGGUCGCCGCGGCGCGUCCAUCAAUCACGCUUUCAAGAUCCCGCUAAAACAGCGACCGACCUCCUUCAAUCGUGCUUUAUUAAUCUACAAGCCGCACCGUGCCUCGCGGCGGCGAUCAGGCUGUGACUUGGAGCCAUAACCAAGAAGACUCGGGUCGGACCCUACGUCAUCAUCAACGUCAUCAUUUGUCAUUGUCGAGGCAUGUCUGCCUGUCUCCAAGACUCGGACUUCGCGAUGCGGGAUCGUCAUCACGAGUGUGGUGGCCACGUUCGCAAACAUCUUGGGCGACGGGAUGACGAUGUUCGCAGCGGCAACUCCGCUCAAACCCAAAUCCAGCUUGAAGCCCGAGGCGGCUCGUCGAGCUCCGCCAGGAUAGCGGCCAGCUGCGCCACCACUCUCACCGCCGCAGCUUCCGCUUCCGCCGCCGCCGCCGCCGCCGCCGCUACCGCCGCUGCCGCCGCUUCCGGCGCCGCAGCGGGCCAUCAGGCGAUGCCUAGCGCUUCCUCGCCGCAUUCUGCGCCGCAUUCCGCGGCGCAGCUUCCGUCGCCGAGCAACGCGGCGAGGAAGGUCCAUCAGGACGGCCUGCUGCUCCGAGCCGCGGCGCGCCUGACGGAAAUCGUCCACGCUGACGGCUACUGCUGGCUGAAGUACGGCGAGAAGCGCGUGACGGAGAAGUCCCUUCUCCGCUCCUACUACAAGUGCGUGUGGUCCAAAGCCGCCGUGCCGUGCCUCGCAAAGAAGGUCGUCGACGUGAACCCCGAUCAGCCGCUCAACUCGCGCACGCAGUACUCGGGCGCGCACAACCACGCGGAGACCGGCGCAAUGCCCAAGGACCUGCGCGGCGGAAAGUCCCCCGGCGCCGCCGCCGCCGCCGCCGCCUGUGGCGGAAAGUCCUCCCCCAUCGAGCCGCCGCUGCCUUCGCCCUCCGCCGCCGCCGAAUCCGCCGCGUCACCCGCCGCGCUGCCCUCCACGCACCGCCGCAUCCGCAACCGGUGGAACCCGCAGGACCCGGUUUGCGUCUCCGCUCCCGUCGCCGCCGCCAUCGCCGCCGCGAUUCCCGCCGCCAGCGCCGCGGUGGACUGCGAGAUGACCGAGCCGCGCCAGUCUGGAAACGCCUGCGACUCGGAGAAGCCGAUUCGAGCGAAAACGAGCCAAUCACCGUCGAGGAACGGUUUUGACGCUCCCUCUCGGUCUGCUAUCGCGUCGCCCGGUCACAAGCGGUCGAGCAGUGAUGACGGAUGUGACAAUAAUGAGUAUGCGUGUUUUAUCGAGGCGAAAGGACGCUCCGCGCCUAAGAGGCGGGCCGGCUCGAUGGAGGGCCUCACGGUGUGGUCGCCUGUCGGCGCAGCCAAUCAGGAGCAAGGGAUGGGACGGUCGACGGAUUCCGUCAGUGCCAAGGCUAACGUUAACGUUUUCCGUCAACCGCAAAAUCAGCAGCAGCAGCAGCAGAAGGGUGACUACAAGCCGAUUCGCGUGACGGAUCCUGGUGGCAACUCGAACCCCGCGGCAUCACCACCACUCACAUCCACGGCAGACGAUAACGUCAACGUCAACGUUAACGUCAACGUGAGCGGCAACGCGAACGUUAAUGGGCACGCGUCGUCCGGUAUGGUAGAGUGCGACGCGCUAGCGUCGCCCCGGGGGGGGCCGGCGGCGACAUGCGAGGGCGGCGCGGCGGCUGGUGUGUUCUUGAGUCCGUUGCAGGCGAAAAAGAACCGUUUGAAGCUGACUCAGUUACAGACGGAAUUCGAUAUAGUCACCGGCGACGAACCUGAACCGCUCGUUCUUCCAGCUGGCGAGAUGGGCCACGUCAGCAGCGCGCCAGCCGCGCCCACCGGUCGGAGCGAGUCGCGUUUCUUAUCCCCCCGCGGUGCGAUUCCCCCCUGCGACCCGCAAACCGCCAGCGCGAUUCGCCGUUGCCCCAUCACGCCACGUGGCGCCGCCGCCGCAUCUCCCGCCGGCGCCGCCGCCGCGAGUUUCUCGUCCGCGUCUUGGGAUGCGUUUCCUAGCCCUAGUCUAGGGAACACUGCAACACCCACUACUGCGAAUAGCGGGGCUGCUAAUAAAGGAGGAUUCCCCGGAUUCGCCCCCGCCAGCACCCCCACUAGUGCGUAUUGCCCCCCGCAACAGCUUCCGCUUCCGCUUCCGCUCCCCUCUCCGCGCGCGCACUUUCUGCCAGCGCCUCUUCCUUCCCCGCGCGCGCAAAUCUCCGCAGAUCCCUUCCCCCUGCCCAGUCGCAGUCCGCGCGCUGGUACUAGCUGCGGGAGCGGGGCUGGCGGGGGGAUUGGCGGAAGCAGCGCAGGCGCAAACGCAGGUGCUAUAGGCGCAGGUGCUGCGCGGAUGAACAGCAGAAGCAGCAGCGGAAUCAGCAGCGGAAACCCCUCAGGGGCUCCGCAUGACCUCUCCCCCUCCCCUUCCGCCCUCCUGCUCCCCUCGCUAACCGCGCGCCUGCCAGCCCCCCAAUCUUCCGCCAAGCUCCCCCCCCCUUAUCCGAACCCCUCCCCCGCCGCGUCACCCAGUGGUAACCACUCCAGCGCUGUGACUACAGCCUUAGGCCCGGUGGUAGGCUCGGCUCUAGGCUCGGCGCUAAGCUCGGCGCUAGGCUCGGAAACUGGCGUAGGGAGGCUCGCUGCAGAGCUUUGCCGUUUGCAAGGCAGCAGUAACAGUAACACUGGUGCUGGAAACCACAGUGGCGCUGGUAACCACAGCGGUGCCGGUAACCACAGUGGGGCUGGUAACAACAACGGCAGUGGUAACCAUGAAGACGGUGGUAACCGGGAGCAAACGCUAGUGGCUUUGGCGACGGUUGUAGCAGCGGUGGCGAUUGCGGCUCAGAAUAAGCAGAAGAGGGAGGAGGAGAUUCGGCUGCAGCAGCAGAGGCAGCAUGAGGAAGAAAGACAGAAGCUUCUGGGUCUGUUGAGAAAGUAUCAAGUGCUGCUGCAGAAGCAACAAGAGGAGGGACAGCAGGAGCCGCAGCAGACACAGCAGCAGGAGAAAGAGCAGCAGCUGAAGCACCAGCUGCUAAAACAGCAGCAGUUGCAGCAGGAGCAGCAGAAAGUGCAACAGCAGAAGCGGGAGGAGGAGAGGGAGAGAAUGAGGAAGCAGAGGCAGCAGCAGCAAGAGAUUCAGCAGCAGGAGCUGCAGCAGAGGCGGUGGCAACAGGAGCAGCAGCAGCAGCAGCAGCAGCAAGAGGUUCAGCAGCAAGAGCUGCAGCAGCAGCAGCAGCGGCAACAGGAGGAGCAAGCGAAGCGGCUUCUGCAGCAGUUGCUGCUGCUACAGCAGCCGAAGCAACAGCAGCAACAAAAGCAGCAGCUGCCACAGCCGCAGCCACAGCCACAGCCGCAGCCACAGCCCCAGCCACAGCCACAGCCCCAGCCACAGCCACAGCCGCAGCCACAGCCCCAGCCACAGCCACAGCCGCAGCCACAGCCCCAGCCGCAGCAGCAGCAGACGCUGAACACUACUGCCCCUGCCGCUGCCACACCUCAUCCCAUCACCACUGAAGCCGACAGCAAUGCUGCUAGCAUCAGCCUCCUGCUAAAGCUCCUAUCCAGCAAGCUGCAAGGGCAACAGGUGGUAACACCCGUAACUGACACUACUGACAGCAGCAGCAUGACUGCUUCGAGCACCGUCAGGCCCCCUCUCUCCCCUCAGCUCUCCCCCCAUGCUGCUGCUGCUGCUGCUUCCCUACCCCCGCCGCCACUACCGCUUCCCGCUGCCGCUGCCACUGCCACUGCUGCUCCUCUUGCUUCUCCUUGUGCUCCUCCUCCCCCUCCUCCUCCUCCUCCUCCUCCUCCUCCUCCUCAUCGUCCUCCUCCCUCUCUCGCUCCCUCGCACCAACCCACCGGACCCAUCCCUUCUCUACACGCUCUGUUGUUGAGUCUGUGUCAAAGGGAGCUGAACAGUAGUCCUGCUGCAAGUCCUGCCAAUCCAUGCCGCUCGGGCAGCGGCACGACUGUCGGGAACGAGGCCGUUUCUGGCACUGGCGCUGGGUGCACGCCUGCUGAGCUGGCAGCUUCUGCUGACCUGGCAGAGGCUGCUGACGUGGAGCUUGAGGAUGCAACCGAGCCAGCUGGCAAGUCGCUGGUUCAGCUGGAUCAGAACACUCCAACUGACAAAGAUCCUGUGACGGAAAACUGCCAAGAUACUGACAACUGUCAUGUCACUGACAACUGUCCUGUAACAGACCCUUGGGCCUGGUUACCAGCUGGGGCUGAUGCCAUGGAGUUUGAGGCAGCAGAGGGGAGUGGAGCCCUUUCCCAUGUGCCGCCUACCGCCGCUGCUGCCGCUGCUGCUGGCGCUGGCGAUGGGGAUGCUGCCGAUGGUGCUCCAUCCAAUAAAUAUAGCUCGCCCAAAGAAACCGCAGCAUCUGAUGUGGCGGGUGCUGCUUCAGAUAAUGCUACUGUUGAGUGGGGCAUGGGACAUGGACAUGCUUACAAUAAUGAUACCGCUCAGUAUUCCCAUCCGGCUGCUGCUGCUGCUGCUGCUGCUGACAGUGGUAGUGCAGCAGCUGCUGCUGGUGUUGAUGUUGCCACUGCUGCUGCUGCUGCUGGUGUCGGUGGUGCUGCUGGUGGGGCAGCACACCAGCUCUCUCAUCUCGAGGGUCUGCUGGACUGCAGUCAGCCUCUCCUGGACAUGUGUGCAGCCAGCGACUUCUUCAGCCUCAAAGACCUUUUGGCAGAUUUCUGAGUCGACUCAGAAGUCUGCUGCUGGUGCUGGUGCUGCUGGAGGUGCAGACGGUGCUGCUGCCCCUGGUGUUGCUGACGGUGUUGCUGCUGGUGCUGCUAGGAAAGGGUUUUAGCUAGGUAGGCAAGAGUAGCGAGAGAAAAAAAGGGGUUUGACUAGCCACGAGAGAGGUACCAGAAGGGGGUUGUCCUCUCUACAGUAGGAACCAGUACUUUGUAGUACACCUACCUAGCCUACACACACAUAU